CUGAGACUGAAGAGGAUGCUUAUCAUCAGGCGCAUCCAUGAUGGUUUGCGUUCUUGGACUUAUACGCUCCUUAUAGUAACAUUAAAUAAGGGAGCAGCGCUUCACCGCUGCAUGGGUCCUCUCUGCUGACCGAUGCGCAGCUCCUCAUCGCUGGUCGGGAUGGUGAGCCACUGUCAGAGCCAGACGUUCCCGGACUUGACCGGCUUGUCUCUCUCCGUGUUCAGCACCAAGUCGGAGAUGUGCGCGCGGAAAGCCGCGAACGUUGCGUUUGGAUCUCAGCCGUGCCGACCAGACCACAUGAACCGGGCCAGCCCGAAGAGACUCCCUCCGACAGCGGACAGAGCGCAUCUGUCGGCCAAAACCUCGCGCCUCUGCGUGGCCCUGCCGCCGCUCCAAGCGAAUGGCGUUUUUUGUUCAGAGAAGGAUGCGGAUCUGAGUGAUGCUGAGGGCACCCUGAUGCGAUGUGGGCAGAGCUUGCCGCUGCCAGUGGGGGACCUUUCAGGAGGGCUUUACGCCCAGAGUCACCAGUGCAGCAGGCCCACACCUGAUCUCCUCAUGCAGGAUGGCACCAGAAGCGCCUCUGGUUUCCAAAGGGCCUCGCUUGGGGCCUCAUCGGUUCUGGGCUGCAGCGUCGACGGGGCUCGCUCUGCUUCGUACCCAAUCAAACAGGAGAACUCAGUGGGCCACGAGAUCUCCGGCGUCCAUUGCACAUCUGGAUUUCCAACCUGUCAGGCAGGCCAGAUUUUGGCUGUGCCAAGAGACGAGAUGGUUGAAGGUAGCAAUAACACCGGUGGCAUAUGUGCAGUGAGCUGUGUUGGUGGCGCUGCGUCAGGAGACACGGUGCAACCUUUUAAUAAUGAAGAUGGCUCCUCCCCGUUGGUUCCGUCCCCUGAUGGCUCCCAUCAUUCAGCGCGGCUGCUCAGUGCUAACUGUGUGAAGAGGCGCUGCCCGUCCUUGGCGUCACAGUCCUCCGCUGCUGCCGGCACCAGCACUGCCACCUCCAUGGCUUCCCUAUCAGCUGCUGGCUCAAGUUGUGACGAGAUCAAUAUCACCGCGAUCGUCUGCUCCUCCUCCCAGAUGUCGACGGUCGCCUGCGUCAACGGGUUCCGAGCUAACCUCUCACCCAACCGUGCUAGCAGUGCCGGCUUUUCGUCCUCAUCCUCCUCCUCCUCCUCUUCCACAUCCCCACCCUCUAACUGCUGCUCACAGGAGGUCCCUCAGAGGCCCCCACCUCACUGCAGCCCCCAGCAGGCCACGCUACAGGAGAGCUGUCGGCUGUCCUCACCUGCCACCUGCCUCUUGUCUCUUUCCUCCUCCUCCACAUCAUCCUCUUCAGCGUCAUUAGUGGAGCCGGAGCCGGGCCAAGGGCAGAGCCUGGGGUUGUGUGAAGAGCAGGUCUCCAUGCUGCGUGGGCGUGGGGCUGCAGGAACAGCUGAGGGUGGAGUGGGUGGAGAAAGAGGCUCCGAUGGGCUGGGGCUCCUGAUGAUGUCUGGAGCGUUGCAUUCGGGGCCAGAAGCCGGGUGUUUCCUGGAUGAGGGCCAAAGAUCCAGGGCCACCCUCAAGCAGGAACCCCUUGAUGACUUCUCACCAAGCGAAGAUGAACUUUUUCAGCACCACUACCAUCAUCAUCCUCACUUGAGCACUCGCAGUGGGCACCAUCAUCACAAUCACCACCCACAACGGUCUGCUAUGCCUCCUCCUUACCACUUACACCAGUACCAGGGUCCCAGCCAUGGGGGGCCACUGCAGCACCAGAGCCAGCAAACACCACAAACCUCCUCCCUGGGACUCAAACCGACAACUGGCGGCCAUUCUGCAGUCCACACAGCCUCGGAGCGGGAACAGGUCAUCGUCGGAGCAUUAGCAGAGAAGCAGGUGUGUCGUUGGAUUGACUGCAGUGCCACAUAUGAGCAGCAGGAGGAGCUUGUGAGGCACAUUGAGAAGGUCCACAUCGACCAACGCAAAGGCGAGGACUUCACCUGUUUCUGGGCGGGCUGCAUACGCCGCUACAAGCCCUUCAAUGCCCGCUACAAGCUGCUAAUUCACAUGAGGGUUCACUCUGGAGAGAAACCCAACAAGUGCAUGUUCGAGGGUUGCAGCAAAGCGUUUUCUCGUCUGGAGAACCUGAAGAUCCACCUGAGGAGCCACACGGGCGAGAAGCCGUACCUGUGCCAGCACCCGGGCUGCCAGAAAGCUUUCAGCAACUCCAGCGACCGAGCCAAGCAUCAGCGAACUCACCUGGACACGAAACCGUAUGCAUGUCAGAUCUCUGGCUGCACCAAGCGUUACACAGACCCCAGUUCUCUACGCAAACAUGUCAAGGUCCACUCAGCCAAGGAGCAACAGGUGCAUCGAAAGCUGUGGCCCGGCCCUCAUCUGGAGCAGGAUGUCCUGAGUGACUGUCUGUCCUUGCAGCAGAUGCAGAACUCUGCAUCCUCACAGCAGCUCUACAACGGCAAAGACGUUCGCUGUCCUGCACUUGGUCCAGACAUCUUCACAGGGCUAUACCCUGGCUCCAGCACCCCCCACCACGGCACUCCGGUGGAGCUCCUGUCCCCCACCAAUAACUCCACGUCUGUCACUGACCUGCCCCCCCGGCAACACCGGAUGGACCAGGACCUCUCCCCGCUGGCUGCCAUGGACGGCGUAAGAGACGGGGUGUCGGGCCCCCUAUUGUCUCCUGGCAUGAAGACGACAGGAACUUCUCCUCCACUGGAGAAACAGCAUGUCCACCCUCACCACAAGCCCUACCCUCACUAUCACCAUCAUCAUCAUCAUCAGUCAGCCAGUGACGAAUACCAAGCCAGCUUUCAGAGCUGCUUCCAUUUUGGAGACUCCUACAGGACUGAGCAGACGGUCGGUGACGUCCACGACCCGGGAGAUUCUCAGACCUACACCUCCCAUCAGCACAACGGCUUCCACAUGCCAACCGGCAGCAGCGGCUCCACAAGCUUCAGUUUGAACCAAGAGCUGCAGGGAAGCGCCGGCUGCCAGUUCUCAUCCAUCCCAGAGGAGAACAUCUUCUUCCAGGUGGGCAGCUUCGACCGCAGCCUGAGCCACGUGUCUUCAGUCUACACAGAAACAUAAAGCCACGCCGGAGCAGAGCGCACAUUCUACUCUGCAUUUUUACUUCAUCCACACACUCCUCCCUCUGCUUCUUCAACAGACUUCUCAGUCUAAUUCAUAAAAAAGGGCACAGGUCAUGCUCUCAGCAGUUUAUUCUGAUCUAUGCAUCAAGUCAAGACCCACUAGAUCAGUUUAAAAGGUCAUUAUAAUAGUUUGACAUAAAACUUUAAGGAUAAACUAUUUAGACUUUAAAGGAAAUCUCAUUUGGAAAGUGAACGUGUAAAUGUGAAAACAGUCUGCUGCACUGAUUUUACACUUUUCCAUUAAUUUAACAUUAAAACUUUAACUUUGUGACUUAAAAGAAACAUUAUUUAACAUAAAAAUAUCUUCAGAACAAACAGAUGUGGAAUCCGGCAGAUAGAUUAGAAAAAUGCUCAUCCCAGCACU
Molecule: messenger RNA, 3513 nt
Organism: Nothobranchius furzeri (turquoise killifish)
Lineage: Eukaryota; Metazoa; Chordata; Actinopteri; Cyprinodontiformes; Nothobranchiidae
Gene: glis1b
Product: zinc finger protein GLIS1
Biological process (GO): regulation of transcription by RNA polymerase II
Cellular component (GO): nucleus
Molecular function (GO): DNA-binding transcription factor activity, RNA polymerase II-specific; RNA polymerase II cis-regulatory region sequence-specific DNA binding
Source: RefSeq, a predicted model, not a curated record